Knipowitschia caucasica is the source of this 522-nucleotide messenger RNA. NCBI's taxonomy places the organism in Eukaryota, Metazoa, Chordata, Actinopteri, Gobiiformes, Gobiidae. The record is from the annotation of a GenBank genome assembly.
AUGGUGGGUGGCGACAUGGCAUGGGUUGGAGGCACCAUCAUAGAGUGGAAGUGCGACAUCGAGGAGGGUGUGUUGAGGCGGGUGCCUCAUCAGGAUGUCAGGACAGGACCGGGUGGUGAGGGCGACGAUAUCAGUGUGGUUGAGGCCGCACAGGGGUGUGUUCAUGUGACGUACGAGGUGAGUGUAGGGACAGGGGCGAGGAGAGGGAACAACAGGGGGGCGUUGGGUGGGAUGGUGGACAUAGCGCUGAGUGUGAGGGACGGAGGGUCAGGGGAAGUGGAAAGUGAGGUGCUGUUGAGCCUGAACAAGAAGAGGUGGGCGCGGUGGCUCGAGGGGGUGACGAACGAGAGCAGGUGGCACAAGUCGACAUCUACGCGGAAGGUAAAGAGUGUGUUUACGAGACUGGUGGCUGCGCGGUCACUGGCGAGUAAGUGCGUCGUCAUGAAGGCAGGAUAUGAAGAUCUGCCGACGUCGCUGUUUACGCGGAGCGCGACAGCAGAUGAUCGUGGAAGACAUCGGUAG